AUUUUAGGUUCAACCACAAGACUCUUUCCUACAAACAGGACCGGGAAGUCAAAUCAAAGGGCCGAGCAAAACCACGGGCAAAGCAGCUGGGUGAACCAAGUUAAAAAGAAGACAAGGAAAGCUGCAGCAUGGCGAGAAAAGGCAGAGACGCAUAGGAGGGAUAAGACGGGAGGAGGGAGUCGAGGAGGGAGGGGAGAGAGGAGAAAGCCGAGCGCGGACGUCAGGAACAAAAGCUCCAGCGGAGUCUGGCGGAGGCACUAGGGGAGCAUGGGGUGUUUUGAAUAAUUAUUAAAAUUAGCGUGUGUCUGCGCCAUCCUGUGGGUGUGGCGCAGAGCGGAGUGUAAACUCUAGCCCGGCCGGAGCAAACAUUGGAUUAGCGGCAGCAGCCAGCCAGCCAGCCUGCGGAGGAGUGCGGGGACCAGCGCGCGGCACGCCGACCGGCACGAUGGCCUCGUCUCAGGGGAAGAACGAGCUGAAAUUCGCCGACUGGAUGGCAACUCUGCCAGAGAGCAUCCACAGCAUCCCCCUCACCAAUUUAGCCAUCCCAGGAUCUCAUGAUUCCUUCAGCUUCUACAUUGAUGAAGCCUCACCAGUAGGGCCUGAACAGCCAGAAACCGUCCAGAAUUUUGUCUCUGUGUUUGGAACUGUAGCCAAAAAGCUGAUGCGGAAAUGGUUAGCCACUCAAACAAUGAACUUUACUGGUCAGCUAGGAGCUGGGAUCCGUUAUUUUGAUCUUCGAAUUUCCACCAAGCCCAGAGACCCCGACAAUGAACUUUACUUUGCUCAUGGUUUGUUCAGUGCCAAAGUCAAUGAAGGCCUUGAGGAGAUUAAUGCAUUCCUCACAGAUCACCAUAAGGAGGUUGUAUUCUUGGACUUCAACCAUUUUUAUGGGAUGCAGAAAUAUCACCAUGAAAAACUGGUCCAAAUGCUGAAAGACAUCUAUGGAAACAAGAUGUGCCCAGCGAUUUUUGCCCAGGAAGUUAGUCUAAAGUACCUGUGGGAGAAAGACUAUCAAGUGCUGGUCUUCUACCACAGUCCAGUGGCUCUGGAAGUGCCCUUUCUCUGGCCUGGGCAGAUGAUGCCAGCACCCUGGGCCAACACCACAGAUCCGGAAAAACUGAUCCAGUUUCUUCAGGCGUCCAUCACUGAGAGAAGAAAGAAGGGCUCGUUUUUUAUAUCUCAGGUGGUGCUGACCCCCAAAGCUAGCACUGUGGUCAAAGGAGUGGCCAGUGGCCUCAGAGAAACUAUCACAGAAAGAGCUCUUCCUGCCAUGAUGCAGUGGGUCCGCACUCAGAAGCCGGGAGAGAGUGGUAUCAAUAUUGUCACUGCUGAUUUUGUGGAACUUGGUGAUUUCAUCAGCACUGUCAUAAAGCUCAACUAUGUCUUUGAUGAGGGAGAAGCCAACACUUGAUAGUACCAUUUGGAACAUCCAUGAGUAAGACAGAGAAGACUCAUUGUAUUAGGCAUAUUAUCUAUAAACGCUCUGAUCUUCCUAUUCCACUGGGUGUCUGAGGGGAUUAGACUGGUAGUGGGUGGGAAAAGGGGGAAACCAUUUCUUCAGUGAUUGUUAUCAUACUGCAUUACUAUAAAUAGUUCAUUUCCCAUUUGAUGAGCAAAAUCUGCUUCUAGUGUUAGGGAUAAAAAAAGACCGUGAAUUUUGUUUCUCAGAAUUAGUCUUUGCAACGUAUAUCUGAUGAAUGUUUACGUGAUUGCAUUUCUGAUUUCAGCCUAGGGCUCCUACACUGAUUCCUCUAACUGAAACUUUCCACUCGCUCUCUCGCUCGCUCUUUUUAAUCAGAUGCCGUAUGGGACUCAAAACAAUUGAAUGCCCAACGUAAUGUGUAUUACAUUGAUGUACUGAAUUUUUUUUUGUGAGACUUGGUAUAAUAUAAUAUCCUCUAGUCAUCUGCAUUUGGUCGAUCAUUGCUAACUUUUGGUCAUAGAAAAUAUGUAUCAAGUCAGUUUCCCUGCAUCAGUAACAUUGAAGGACAUAAUCAGUAAUUUUUGUGUUAUAUGAAAAUAACAGUGUUUCAUAGUAUUUCUAUUUAAGGCAGCUAUAAAUAUAGUGUAAAAACUUUUUUGGAAGAACAAUUAGUGCCAACUCUGUAGUGAAAGAUGGGGGAGGGGGGAAGAGAUGGAUGCCAUUUUAAUUCAGGAAUCUCUUAAAUAAUAUUGCCCUGCAAAUGCUCAGUAAAUGAAAAAUUAUGACAAAUGUGUUUAAAUCGGGAAACUCUGAAAAGAACUCUUACAAAAAUCUCCCCUAACAAUUCUCUUGAUUUAAAAAAAAAAGGUAGAAAAAAAGAAGAAAUGAAUAAAAGAUUGUGCAAGCUUUCCUAUGAAGUUGGGAUCUCCAAACAUGUAAUUCUAAAUCCCAGAUUUUGAGGAACAUAUUUUGAGAAGCUUCGAUUCAAAUUUUUACUUGAAGUUGAGGAAAGAGGAAAGAUGGCAAAAAGAGCAGUUUUUGAAACUAUGUCCAUAAAAUCUCAAAGAUCACGAAAUGUCUUUAGGAGAUUCUUACAUACACGUGAUCUGGGCAGAUGCACUGAAAAUUAACACUGACCCAUCAUUUCUGGAUUCUGUCCUACCCCAGGAUAGAGACUGGGGCAGAAGCAAAAGUUUUACAGAACAUUUCAGUGUCCCAAGAUUUGAUAGUCCGGGUCUACGGGGAAGAAAAAUGGUAGCAGGACUUUGAGCCUCGCUUCCUCCAUGGUGUCUUUGUGAUUUUUGACAACGCUAAGAUGAUUUUUGAAAAGCACAAUAACCCUCAACUAUGUGCCUCACAGGAAUAUUGUGAGGCACAACUAAAAAUCUAUAAAUUGCUGAAAUUCUUAUAAUUAUGAAUUAUUUUAUCUUCAUGUUUAGAAAUAAUUGCACCUCAGUAGUCCCUUGGGAAAAUGCGGUCCAUGCAAAGUAGGACCAUAGAAAAAUAAAAGCAUGCCCUCAGUUUUUAAUUAAUUUAAACAUAGGGCAUGUGGUUUAAUCUCUUAGACCUAGGCAAGGGGGUUGAUUAUGUCAAGAUUGUGAAUAAUCAAGAGCUGGUUAUAAGAUUAUAAACACUCAUUGUCAAAAAAUAGUAUUUAUAAGCAGCUGCAGGGAAGCAAGAGAAAUUGUUUAUACUGAAGAGAAUGUUUAUGCAGAGUGUUUGGUCUGCUCAGUAGACCUGGUAGUGUGCAUAUACAUGCAACAGUUCCACAUUCCAGUUGCGCGUCUAUGUCUCACUACGCACAGUAUGCCAGCGUCCACCCAUCCUGCCAGUGGACAGAUACAAAUGCACACAGACAGACACACAGACAUGGGCAAACAUAGCCACAGUUCUUCUUUUCAAGCAAAAACACUGAUAAUAUUAAAUAGUUUAAUUUUAAGACCAAAACCCUCAAGGUAUGAAAAGAGUGAUGAGACCUGUGAAAGUAGAGUGGCUGACCAUAUUCAAAUAUUUUUGUAAAAAUAUUCUAGCUUGGGACUUAAUUAUUUACAAAUAGAGUUUUCUUUCCAUCUUCCCUCCUCUUGCGGUUUAUUGUCUUUUUAGCUCUUUCACCUGCUCUUAAUGUGCAAUUGAAUAUGAAUCCUUUUUAAAGGACUAUGGAUUAUUGAAAUUUUCAUCCUGUAAAUUUGCUUUGUGAGCAGAUUUUCUCUCUGACAAUUCAUUAUUCAUCCCUCAGGAGGAUCUUUAGCCAAGCACACUUGCAAUGACACAAGGAUUUAACUUAUAAAUAUGACAGAAAACAAAACUUUCAACAUAUUAAUGAAGAAUGAAUAAAAUAUAGAGGUAACUAUGUUGUAUUUUCUUGAACUAAAUGCUUUCUUAUAAUGUUUGCUUAGAAUUAGCUUUGUCACAUUUGUCAUUUGGGUGCUGGAAAAAACAAACAUGCUGAAGCUUUAGACUAAUUGUGCAGUUUUUUAACUGGAGAAAGCUUUUUAUUGCUAUUAAUGAUAUGCACACAGAAACCUUGUUUGACAGAGGGUACUUUCAAGUCGAUGCUAUGGUUUCCAUGUGGACAUACAGUCCCUAUGUAGCAGGCACCAAGAGUAAGUGGACUUGCCUUAAUUUCUAAAGGAGGGAACAGCUGGGUCCUCCAGCUAGAGGGAGAGUCACCAGGAGGGAGUCCUUGGAAAGGGGAAUGGAGAGAAGGUGCCUUUGGCUGUCUUCUGUCCAUUGGGCCUGCCUUGGAGCACAUUUCAGGAGCAGGCUGUGGGCCUUAAAUAAAAAGUGGGGGUGAGAACUAGUAGUAUGCGGUCAGAGCUAACCCUCAGCCUAUGCUCCUUUGUCUUAGCAAGGCAUUGUCUUUCCAGAGAGCUAGGAACACAAGGGCUACAAAUAGGCCCCAAGAUAGUAGGAGAUACAUCUUGGUGCACUUUUUUUUUUUUUUUUUUGCUUUUUCUUGAGACUUUAUGUCACAAGUCCUGCAAGGCAAAAAACAGAAACAAAAUCCAACUUUUACCCAAUCUGCAGCAGGAAAUCAAAGAAGCGGGUGGGAUGAGGGGAAAAUAUGCAAGGAAUAUCAUUUUUUGGGUUUGCUUUCCUAUCUGUAAUUUUGAAGGACCAAAAUGGUGAACACUCCUGCCAUUAUCAUUUCUGUCUCCCUUAUUAUUACACAAUCAUAUGAGUGCAGAGAAUGAGGAGCCAUCUUUUAAAAGCCUUAGGAUAUUCUAUAUGAUGACCUCAAUAUUCACUUUCAGCCAUACUGGGAAAACUCACUUUUCAUGGAGCGCCACCUAACAGUGAAUGUACUAGAGCAUGAAGUGUUUGGCAUGUGUGCGCCUGUAUGUGUACACACGUGCAAACACACACACACAAACACACACACAUACACACACAUGCAAACACACACACAAACACACACAUGCAAACCCACACACAUACAAACACAUGCAAACACACACAGACACACACAUGCAAACACACACACAUACAUACACACACUGGAUACACAUCUCACACACACACACAUUAUUCAAGUUAAAACUGCACUCUCUAAUCACUCAACUUGAUUCUAUUGCCAUUUUAACUCUUAAAAUCAAUAUUUCCUACAUUAAUGGGCAUAAACAUACUUCAGAUAUUUAAAUAUUUAAGAGAGAAAAAAAUCGCUAGAAAACCAGUGAACAAUGAGACCAUCAUAAAUCAGAAAUGCCUAGCAGUAAUAGUCUAAAUACAUUGUCAAUUAUACUUCAAGCUGGAGAAUUGAAGAUGGACUUGAAUAUAAAUUACAAACAAACACUCAUCUUUACUUAAAGCUGUUUUAAGUUCUUUGAGGUCCUGACAUGUUUUAGCCAGUUACCGGUUCAGGUUCUCCCCUGUUAGCAUUCCAGACUGGAAAGUUGAAAGUCUCAGGAAAUGCAUGUUCUCAUGAGUUUCCAGUUCUAUAGUUUUACAGAUUCAAUGACACAAUCUCCUAACAUUUGGUUACUCAUCCAAAUGAAAGCUCCAUAGGUAGAGUGCUUGAGUUUUGAAUUACUAACAGAAAAUAAUGCACAGUGUCCCUCAGGAUAUGCUAAGCAAGGGUUUUAAAAGUAUUUUAUUUUACAGCACUUUGGUCUUUUCAAUUAGAUUUCAGUGCCACAAUGGUGUAAAUGCUAUAUUUGCCAUAACUUCUUGGUGGCUCCUGUGUUACAUACAAUUUUAAACAAUGCUCUAAAUUGUUUGUUUCCCCAACAUCAAUAAAAUGUUCUGUAGAAUUUGUAAAAUGUAUUGAUUGAGUCUGUUGAAAAUUGUGCAGUUUUUAUUUCAUUUGUGAUAUAUUUCAUAGGUGUUAGUUCUAAAUGUAUAUUUGUAUGAGUCAAAAGUAUGUGCUUGUAUGUGGUUCGUGUGUUAAUAUAUUGUAUCUUACAAAAAAUCAAACUUAUCCUAAAGAAAAAGGGCACGUUAUGACCAGCCUUAAUUCAUUGCCAUUUUUUGUUGUUGUAAUUUGGGAUUAAAAUUUAAAGAGAAAUUAUGUUUUUGUUUAAAAUGGUCUUUUUUAGAAAAAAAUCAUAUGAGGAAUGUGCUUUAGAAAUUAUCUGAGUUCCCCCAAGCAUAAAUAGUUAAGCUUGUGGAGCACCUGAAGCUUCUCAAAAGUUUCCAAUGUCAGUCAUUUACUAACUUCAUUAUCAUGCAAAAACUGAGAUUCACGUUUGUUUCCAUCAGCAACAGAACCAGUACACUUCAAAAGCUGUUCUUCCAAACUUGGAACCAUGUGAGGAUAAGUUUGUGAGGAUAAGUUUUCCAUGAAAAAUUGUUUCUUCAAUUUUGCUUUUUAAAGAUUGGAUCUUCUCAGUUAAGAUGAACUGCCUAGGUUCUAUGAGAGUCACUAAAGACCCAUCAACAUUAGGUGGUUCCAACAUGGUUCCCUUCUCAAAACACAGGCAUACAAUAUCUUUUUACACCUUUGUUAUCUGCCUACAUGUAGUCUAGCAAUGGAAAAUGCAUGACUAAUUCAAGGACCUGCAUGAGUUGUCAUGCUCAAAGCAAAAACGUUGUAAUUUUCCUUGAGCCUGGGAUCUAGGUGUGGAAUAUUAACCAGUCUUCUUAUUUCCUCUUCUUUCUCUAUCCUCAGUUAUUUAUUUUCCAUAUUUAAGCUUGCCAGAUAAAACACAGGACACCCAGUGAAAUUCAAAUUUCAGAUAAGCAAUAUUUUUUAGUAUAAGAAUUUCCAAAAUAUUUCAUGAGACAUACUAAAAACUUAUUCAUUGUUUAUAUGAAGUUCAAAUUUAACUGGAUGUGUCCUGUAUUUUUUUUCUCUGGCAACCCUAUCUAUCUUGCCUCUCUCUUUUUCAGUUGGACUCCCUCUAAAGGGUGAGAUUCUACCUCCUUCUAAAGCCCUAUAUUAUAUCUCAUGGAAAUCUAUAGUCCUAACACCCUUCAUGAAGGAAAAUGUUGGUCCAUACAAAGUUCCAUGGAUGCUUUACAAAGGACCAACUCAAAUAGACACGGCAUAAUCAGUCGAGCAAGUGCCUCUAUAAGAUUAAUGCCACUACAUUCAAAAUUUCCCUUUACCAUCCCGUUGCAAGAUCCAGAGUCUCCCCUACUAAUCCCUUAAGUAACAUUCCCCAGUAACUCGGACACCCAAAAACACUACACGUUAAAAAUUCCCUGGAAAGUGGUAGCACCUUCCAACUCAAUACCAGGACCUCUUUUACAAUUCAAUUUCUCCUUCAUUCAGAGAGGUAAACUAAUUCAUUACUCCCCUCAUUGACACCCUACCACAAAUUACUUUUAUCAGUUUAGAACCGAUCAUCUAUGGAACUACAGAAAAUUUGACCUAGAAAAAAAACAAAACUCUCUUGAUUGCUGAAAAAAAAGAAGAAAAGAGCCUGGGAUAUAGAUAUAUAGAUACAGCCUCAGAAGACUGGGUUGGAGUUGGGCAGGGGAUAGAAUAUGGACCCUGACAAUGAACCAGUACCUGCCAGGGAGAUUUGCCAAAGCAAAUUAUAACAACCAGCAUUUUUUUUUUUUUUAAGAAAUUGAGAACUCAAGACACCCCAGGGUAAGAACAAUGAGAUCUAAGGCCAGUUUCUAGAACAGUUUGCAGAGAAUAGAAUUAUGCUGGAAUUCCUAAAAUAGAGUUUUCAAAGACCAUUGUAUCCAACAGUGAAUCCUUGACGUGGUCUGAAUGUGGAUGGAGUUUUGGAAUAUUUUUGGUACCUACUUCCUCUCUUGAAAUUCCUAUAAGUGACAAGAAAAUCCAAAUUCCUUAAUAUAACAUUUCCAUCUCAUGGUCCCUGCUUGCACACAUUUGUAUUGAUUUGCUUCAUUUCUAAAGGAUGGGAGUUUGCAGAGCUGGUGACAUUUCCUUCAUUAGACACCAGAAAUUCACCAGAGGGAGACAGAUCUGUGCCUUCUCUUUUUAGGAUCUGGUCAUUGAUACUUUAAUAAAUGUGGUGUAAAGAAAAUACAUGCCUACCACUGUUCUGUUUAGCAAAUGUGAAUUUUUUGGAUAAGAUUGUUGUUCUUAAUGUAAAAAAAAAAAAGUUUCUUUGUAUCCAGUGAAAUGCCUAAUAAAGUCCUGAUACCAGUUAUCUUUA
Zalophus californianus (California sea lion) is the source of this 7998-nucleotide messenger RNA. RefSeq names its product phosphatidylinositol specific phospholipase C X domain containing 3 (gene PLCXD3). The record is from RefSeq and is a predicted model, not a curated record. Bases 446 to 1411 code for a protein of 321 amino acids. Gene Ontology annotation, molecular function: phosphoric diester hydrolase activity. Lineage: Eukaryota; Metazoa; Chordata; Mammalia; Carnivora; Otariidae. The transcript has 3 exons. Gene Ontology annotation, biological process: lipid metabolic process. Gene Ontology annotation, cellular component: synapse.